AUGCUUGCCAAGGCACAGCCUCCGCUGAAUGGAGAUAACUGCGUUUGUGUGGUGGCUGGGCAAGGGCGAGUUGCUGUGGUGGGGCAGCUUCUCCAAAUCAGUUGCCUGCGCUUAGCCUACUUGCAGGCAGCAGAUACCCUGGCAGUGCGACAGAAAAGACGUAUUUACGAUAUUACGAAUGUUCUUGAGGGCAUCGGACUGAUUGAGAAGAAAUCCAAGAACAGCAUUCAGUGGAAAGGUGUGGGGCCUGGCUGUAACACCCGUGAAAUUGCCCACAAGUUGAUUGAGUUGAAAGCAGAGAUUGAGGAUCUGGAGCACCGGGAGCGAGAGCUGGAACAGCAGAAGAUGUGGGUGCAGCAGAGUAUCAAAAAUGUCACUGAUGAUGUACAGAACAACCAAUUAGCCUAUGUGACAGAUGAGGACCUUUGCAAGUGCUUCCCAGGUGACACGCUGCUGGCAAUCCGAGCUCCAUCAGGAACUCAGCUAGAAGUUCCUGUCCCUGAGGGCUUAAAUGGCCAGAAAAAAUACCAGAUCCACCUGAAGAGUAGCAGCGGUCCAAUUGACGUUCUUCUAGUAAACAAGGAUGCCUGGAGCUCUCCUCCAGUGGUGCUUCCAGUCCCUCCCCCUGAAGACCUCAUUCAGUGCCAGCCAGUCACACCCUCUAAGAAGCCAUCCAUUCCCCAUUCCCAGGAGGCAUCUCUUCCCAGUGGCACCCAUCCUCCUGCAUCUGUCCCCAACAGCACGCAAGACCACGGAUCCGCUGCACCCAAAUCAGCCAGCGUGGCAGAGACAGGCAUCUCGUCGGCAGAAUCAAAAAGCAGUGGGGAGAUGGACUCGCUUACCCCUUCCACGGUACCCCCCAGCCCACCAGCUGGGCUUGACACGCAACCCCUCCAGUCCUCUGCCUUGCUGGACAGCAGCUCGGUCCUGCCCAGUUCCUUUACCUCCUUCGAACCGAUCAAGUCCUUCCCCACAGAGAAGUGCAUGAGCUCUGAGUUGCUUGAAGAGCUGAUGUCAUCUGAAGUGUUUGCUCCCUUACUUCGUCUUUCCCCACCUCCUGGAGACCAUGACUAUAUCUACAACUUGGAUGAGAGCGAAGGGGUGUGUGACCUUUUUGAUGUCCCGAUCCUCAACCUCUGACUCUGGGUGCCUGGAUGGACUUUUGGGAUACGGAUAUUUUUUUAAAGCAAAGAAACAAACCUGUCUGGAGGGAGGGGGAAAAAGCCCCGAACUCUUAAUUUUGGAUUCUUUUUCUGCUAGUGCUUGAGUGAUACACAGAGCUGCUCUUGUCUAGACCGAAAACAAACUAGGAUGGCAGCUUCGUCUCCAGCUUCUUUCUUCCCUGGCUUCCCUUGCUUCACUCCUGUGCUAUCCUUUCACUGAAUCCUGGGUGGGCCUGCUUCCCAGGCAUCUGCUGUUGAAUCUUCCUGAGCAGCAAAAGCGCUUCCUUGGGUCCCCCUAGCCUAUUUUGGCAUCCCUGCACUUUGCAUCUUUUUUUUUCUUUUUCUUUUUCUUUUCCGGUUACGAAUGGAACGGCUGAACUGUAGCCAGGCGGUUUUUGGGAAAACCCAUCACUGGCCUCUCUCUUGGCUUCUUUGUAGAAUUCCGAUGACGGGGCGUUCUCUCUUUAGCAACUGUCUGCUUUCGGCAUGAUGGAAUCCAGGAAUCUCAGCUGCUCCCUGGAUCAGUUGUAUGUGCUUAGAAGUGGCAUUUUGAGUAACAGUACUGGUCCAUCUCCUGUCAUGCAAAGCACGAAGCCCUUUCCUUUUAAGCUGUGUAGACUAUUGUGUAUUUUUUUUUUUUAAGGUGCCAGUUUUGCACAGUCACUUUCCUCCAAAGAGUCAGAACCGAAAAAUGAAUUGUAAGGGUGUGCAAAACAUUUCAGGCUUGAAGCAGUUGGGCCUGCCUGUUCUAAACGUGAAGCCUCUUGCACACCCACAAUGGGUUGCCCCCGUCUGCAGCUGUGCUGCAUCAGCAAGGGAAGAGCUGGCUGGGGCUUAUGGGAAUGCCCCUCAAGGUCCCGAGUUCUCCACCAGGAGCCCACCAUGGAGGGGGUUUAGUCACACCUAGUGAAAUGAGUCUCAGUAGCAUGUCGUUCUUCCAUAGCUGCUAGAAUAGGGCUUUUGGGGAUGCACAGGGACUGUUCCCUUUGCGAUUUGCCAGUCCUUAUUAUUACAUUGCCAGUCCUAUUGGCACAGUCCGACUUCUCUUGGGAACCUAACCACGACCUGCCCUUUCCCAUAUUCUGUUUGAUACACAUUAUUGGCCUCUCCAUCAGAGUCCUCUCCUGAUCCUUGCUGAUCAGCAGGACAUGGAAGGAGCCUUCGCCUCCCCCCUCCCUAUUGCACUUCUUAACAUCUGUCCCUUGAAAGCCAUAUCCUUUUAACCUCCAGUCGGCCUCUGUGUUAUGCCACAUGCAAACCCCAAACUUCGCUUUCCUGAUUCCUUGCUUUUGCACUCCUCCCAGGGGCAGAAGGCACCCCCUGCAGUGUGUCUGGUGGGAUGGGAAGGGAUUAGAUCUGAAGGGGGAGCUCUCUAGCAUCCCGGCCCUGAACUGCUUGGGUGAAAGUCUCUCUCCGAUGGGACUGAGUGAAGUGUGCUUAGAAUUGUGGAAGGGUUCAUGUGAGCGGGCAGGCCUGAUCCUGAUCUUUCCCCCUGUAAUCAGGGAAUGUUUCUGUUGUCAUAAGGGAGACCUAGGCACAGCUGGGUGGUCCUCCUGGGAAUCUGGCUAAAGGAUCCACAAAAGCAACCUUGAGUCCUUCUGGGUAGGAAAUGAAACGGAAUGUUGCUUUUCACCUCUCCAGCCUGGGAGCAUCUGCCUCUGCCUCUGGGCAGGUGGCUGUCUCAAAAAGCCUCUGGAGUCCGGUUCACCUCACCCGAAAGGACACAGCUCCGCCUCCAGGGUUUCUGGGUUGCUGCUCUGGCUCCGCAUGGCUGUCCCCAGCAAGCCAGAGGACUCUUUGUCUGCCUUUAAUGCAUCCCAUCCCUGCCUUUUGUACGUGGUUAGGCCUGCUCUUGUUUAGCAGCCAGACCUUUGCUUCUCUUUGCUGUCACCCUCUUGUGCCCCGACCCCUUAGGUGACAUCCCCCAGAGGAUGCAUAGAGGAAAUGUUCGGGGGGGGGGGAGAGAGAGAAAGGAGUUUUGAUUCAUAUAUAAAGAUUAUUUUUAUACUUUUUUGCAGCAAAAGAAACUUGCCUGUAAUAUUUGUACAGUUUUUUUUUUCCUGAGUGAAUAAACGGAGA
Molecule: messenger RNA, 3242 nt
Organism: Python bivittatus (Burmese python)
Lineage: Eukaryota; Metazoa; Chordata; Lepidosauria; Squamata; Pythonidae
Source: RefSeq, a predicted model, not a curated record